Messenger RNA from Penicillium olsonii, 1629 nucleotides. The record is from the annotation of a GenBank genome assembly. NCBI's taxonomy places the organism in Eukaryota, Fungi, Ascomycota, Eurotiomycetes, Eurotiales, Aspergillaceae.
AUGCCCAGAUCCGAACUUGUGAAUGAUAUGAAACUGAGCGCUGUGGUUCGUACGGCUGACAACGGUGAUAUCAUCACCGAGCACAGAUACCAAUCCAAUAGUACCUUGGAAAAUAUUGGAAGAUGGCCAGAGCCAGAACUCUGGAAGAGAGGGAAAAUGCUCGGGGAAGGAGGCUUUGGGGCCGUCUGGGUUGAAAAAUUCACAUCAACUCAAGGGUCAACAAAGAUCCGAGCUGUUAAGAUGAUUACACAGUUGUCUGAUCCACGCAAAAGGUCAUAUUGUGACCAAGAGCUGGAAGCCAUUGCAAAAUUCUCUCAAGCCAAGUACUCACAUUUGUUUGUGCAAUGCCUCGGCUGGUUCGAGAAUAUGAAUUCCAUCUACAUUACCAUGGAACAUAUUGAGUUAGGGGACCUCCCAAAAAAUCUGACGAACACGCUACCGGAAGCUGAGGUACAGCGAAUCUGCUCCCAACUUCUACAAGGCAUUCAGUGUCUGCACGAGAACAGGCUUGUGCAUCGAGAUCUCAAACCCCAGAAUGUCUUUGUUACAGCCAAAGGCCCCAAGUGGAAUGUUAAGAUCGGUGACUUCGGUAUCAGCAAGAAACUUCAUGAGGAUACUGACUUGCGAACGAACAUUGGCACUACGCUUUACUGCGCACCCGAAGUACUUCGGAUAUACCCUCUCGGUCGAUUAUCGUCGAAUCUCGAGAUCUACACGGAUCGCGUUGAUAUUUGGUCACUGGGGGUAAUGGCUUUUCAUCUAUUUACCCAAAGCCACCCAUUUCUCCAAAGCAUUGACCUCACAAUGUAUGUUCGGGGCUCCCCUCUCCCGUCCUUCACCAUGACUCGCCCCGUUACCGAACAAGGCCAAAACUUUUUGAGACGCCUUCUCACUGCCGACGCAACGAAAAGACCAUCCGCUAAACAAGCCUUACAAGACAUAUGGUUUAAGCAAAGUUCCUUCGAUCUGGUCUCGGAGAACUCGAAAAUGGGGAUUUCAACGAGGUUGAUGACAAGGCAAGAUUCGGAAUCAACCACUACCGAGGUGCUGAAAGCUGGGGAAGAUCACUCUAGGAGUUGGAGUCACCAAGAAACAUCUUCUGUGAUGGGCGAAGAGCAAACAAUCAGGCCUGCGGAUUUUUCAAGGAAUCAAGCUGAAGCCCCACAGAGUUCCACAUCUUCCAACCAGGCUCAGACGACCAACCCGCCAGACUUGGAUACAUUUCAUACCGAAGGAUUUUCGCUAGCCAGACAACAUCAUUAUGCAAGCGCCGAAAAAAUGUUUCUGCGAGCCGUUGAAAUACGCACGCGGACCUUAGGUUCUGAUCACUCUGACACCUUGCAAUCUUUUUGUUACGCACAGCUUGCUUCAUACGUUCAAAAGGAGUUUGAAAGAGCUGAAAGUAUUUGGAGGAACACUCGGGUACUUCAGAUUUCGACGCUUUGGUAUGAGAAGACGCUGGACAGCCUUUAUGUCUUGGGUAAGGCUUUUGUCAACAAAAAGAACCUUUUUGAUGCCGAAACCAUAUUCCGGGAUGUCUGGGAAGGUCAAAAGCAGACUUUGGGGGAGGACCACCAGAAGACGAGAGACUCCCUUCUUGCCUUGCGUGAUGUUCUAUCAAAGACCUAG